CAGACGUCUCAAUCGAGUUCACGUGCAGCGUGCCAGGCAUGAACGGCACCAGCUGCUACGACUGGCGAAGCACCAAGGGCUUCCUCUUGAUUGGCCGCGACUCGAUGCCUCCGCUCCUCACCCUCAAAAUCAGCGACUCGAUCAACCAUCUCGGCGGCCACAGCUUCAGCGGAGGCAGCAGUGGCCACGUUUACCGCACCUCCUUUGCAAAGUGUCCGGGCGCUUCGAUCGACCCCUCGUCGACGAUGUUGAUCAAGCUCGACGAGCAGGGCCUUGCCGACGCUGAGAGAGUCCGCCGCACCGCGCUUCAGCACCGACCGGCCUUUGUGGCGCUGCUCGACGCGUGCGGCGGUGGCUUCAAUGUCGAGCUCACCUCCACUCACGCCACGAACAAGGCGACGUACAUCACGCUGAAGGCGGAGACGCCACGCGGCUCGACGUUUGAUCUCGACGUCCGCAUCGGAGGCGCGCACAUGUCGCAAUCGCGCGUGACCCGCAAGCUCACGGCUGACCUGGUCGGCAGUCUGCGCGAGUUUGCGGCGCUCGGCGACGGUGCGGGGACGUAUGGCCGCAUCACUCUCACUGCGACCGGCUCGGACCUGGAGGUUGGGCCAGACAGCUUCUCGAUUGCCACAGCGGCGGCGCGCACGACCGGUGGCAGGUUCACCGUCGCGCCGUCGCCCUACGAUCGCUGAAAGGCCUCUCAUGUGCGCAGUCUCGUGUCACAGAGACCGUCGCUUCGCCGUCGACGCGCAUCGCGCUGACCGUAUUGUACACAUACACAGCGGGCUCUCCGAAUCUCCGACGCGGAAGACGGCUAGUGCUAGUCCCCCACCGGACGCGCUCGCGGUACCUGUUCCAAGACGGCGGCUGCCACCGCGCGUACCCGGGUAUCUAGUGUGCGUGUUGGUUGGUGAUGGUCUGCAAGGCUUGAUGCAAGGCGGC
Emiliania huxleyi CCMP1516 is the source of this 945-nucleotide messenger RNA. RefSeq lists its product as hypothetical. The record is from RefSeq and is a predicted model, not a curated record. Bases 39 to 695 code for a protein of 218 amino acids. NCBI's taxonomy places the organism in Eukaryota, Haptophyta, Isochrysidales, Noelaerhabdaceae. The transcript has a single exon.